Aspergillus viridinutans is the source of this 216-nucleotide messenger RNA. RefSeq lists its product as uncharacterized. The record is from RefSeq and is a predicted model, not a curated record. The transcript has 2 exons. NCBI's taxonomy places the organism in Eukaryota, Fungi, Ascomycota, Eurotiomycetes, Eurotiales, Aspergillaceae. Bases 1 to 216 code for a protein of 71 amino acids.
AUGCACGUUUCCAAAACUCUUCUGACCUUCGUCCUCGCUGCCCUCGCGGCUGUAGGUGCCGCCGCACCGGCAGGCUCCAAUACUGCAGUGGAUGCUUCGGAAGCUGACGUUCUCACCAAACGCCCCAACUUCAAGAUCGCCUACAGAGAGGCGAGGAGGAAGAGGCUGAGGCCCUGGCCUAAAUUCAAGUCUCGAUGGGUUCCCGAAACGAUGUAG